CUCCAUGCUCCACCCCGCCCUGCGCCACUCCAUUCUCAGCAGCACCUCCGACAACAAGAGCAGCUCUCGCACGCCUACCAAUCAUAUUGACAUUUCGCGCAGUCCCCUCCCCUCACUAGUUCCUCUGAUCACAUCAGCCGCAGGCGCAAGUUAUAAGGGCGAGGCCCUGCCAGUUCUCCUCCUCUCCUCCUUUCCUUCCAGCAGCAUGAGCGUCACCGCUCUUCCGAUCCACGGUUUGGAGCAGUACGGCAGGAUGAACGGGGGGCAGCCGUCGCCGUCGCACUCCGUGUCCGCCUCCGCCGCCGCCGCCGCCGCUGCCGCCAGCAUUCUCCUGAACUCGAGCGGGCCGUUGCCGAGCUACAUGUCCUCCCCGCGGACGAACGCCGGCGCCGGCGCCGCCGCCGCAGCGAGCGCGGCGGGAGCCCCGGGAUCGUCGAACUCAUCCGGCUCAGUCGAGUCGUCGACGCUGCCGUUCUGCCACACGUGGGACGACGCCGCGCCAGGAAGCCUCGCAGCGCGGCUACUAUCGUCGUCCACGGAGGAGCUCUUCGACGUCCCCGGCGACGACUGCAUUCCCUUGCCUGCCGCCGGCGACGCCACGCUUCGCCCAUCAGCCGACCAGCAACAUCUGUCGCUGGCCGGCACGGGCGACUCGGAGUCCUGGCAGCCUGUCGACGGCGGUGGUCACGCCGCACUCAUCAUGUCCGGCGAGUUGCCGCGGCUUGCCGGCCUGCACGCCCAGCAGCUUGAGUCCUCGUCCGUUGAUUUUCAUCAGAUGAGCGGCGGCCGGCCAUUGCAGCGACUGCUAUCGCAGAGCUCCAUCGGCAGCAACUGCAGCGGCUCCUUCCACCACGCCGCAUACUCCGUCCCAUUCCUCUCCGAUUCCGGCUGCGCCGCCGGUCCCGGCGGCAGCGGCGCGGACGGGCUCUCGGCGACGCCGACGGGGCUCGCGGCGUACCUCCUCUCCGCUCCGCUCGAGGCGCUGUUCGACGUUCCCGAGGAGGAGGAUCCUGCUGGGAUCUCCGCGAGUGGCGCCGAAACUGCUGGCGGCGAGCAGGGCGCGAAUGGGCUCAGAUUAGAUCCCCUCGCGAUCCAGCGAGGCAACACGCCGCCUUUGCCACCGCGGCAGCUGUCCGGCCUGCUGUCCCCGCAGCCCGCGUCUUCCGCCGCUGCUUCUGACGCGUACGUUAACUAUCCCGGGCCCAUCUUCUCCGCGCCGCUAGGCGCCAUGCCUCCGGCUCGGUCGAAAUACCAGCGCCAAGUGUCGGGCAACAGCAUGCCGCGCCAGAUUAAGCGCGUGUUUAGUUGCAACGACGCCCCGCAGGAUCAGGCGGCGCAAGGCGCGUACAGCACCGAUGUAGUGCCUCUUAGCGCGCAAGAGGCAUAUUACGCCGGCAGCCCUCGGCGUGACACCGCCGCCGCCGGGGCCGCCGGCGACGCAGCGGGCGCUGGCGCAUGCGGGGUUGUGAGAAGCCGCAGCACCAACAGCGCGCCUGGCGGCGGCAUCGGCGGAUGCGGCGGCUGGUUCCGCGCAUCCGGCUCCCCCGCCGGAGGCGCGUCUUCCGCCCGCCAGAUCGUCGCGGCGCCUUCCGGCCAGUCCCUCGGGAAAUACGGAUACGCAGCGCAGCAGAGUCAUCAUCAUCAUCAUCAUCACCCAAACCAGCACCAGUUCCCCGGCGGCGCGUUCGCCGACGUUGACCCUUCCUCCGCGUCGUCCGGCGCCGGCUGCGCGUCGUUCCUCCGCCCCAGCACCGGCAGCACGAGCAGCAGCACGGGCAGCGACAACAGCAGCGGCAGCGACAGCGGGAGCAAUGUGAGCCCGUGGCAGAUCGUGGGCGCCAUGGCGGGCGCCGCAAGCGGCGGGAGCGUGAGCGUAAGCGCGAGCGGAUCUUUCGAGGAGGUCUCCCCGCACAGCGGCGCGCUCUCCCGCCAUCGGACCACGGGAUCGCUCGAGUUCGCGCGGUCCUGCUCCGGCAACUACGGCGGCGCGACGCUGCUGUCCCCGCAGCAGCAGCAGCAGCAGAAGUACCUGCAGUUUGGCGGCGCGUCUAUCGGAAGCAGUGCUGGCAGCGGAAGUUUCAGCGCGAUUGGCGGGGGGCUGGGCGGGCCAGGAGGGCAAGGAGGCAGCGGCGGGGGGCCGGAGCGGUGGGUGAUGGCGCCCAUGGGCCCCGUGCUUACGCCCAUCGAGCAGUCGCCCGUUACAUCGGACCGUUACAACCCGUCCGUCGCCUCUGUCGCCAUGGCCAACGGCUCCGCGUCGCCCUUGUCGCAGCGCUCCACGCCCGUCGCCUCGGCUGUCUUUCCCUGCGGCUCGGGGGACACUGAUGAGGCUGUAGCGGACGGCACUCCCCAGCAGGUGAUGCUACAGCAGCAGCUGCAGCAGCAGAUGGCCAUGAUGAUGAUGAUGCAGGGGGGCCCAGCCGCUGCUACAUCCGCCGGUGCUACAGCAGCAGCAGCAGCAGCAGCGAUGCAGCCGUCACAGAGCAAGGAGCGCGCCAUGGUCAAAGCCAGCAGCUACAACCAGCUGCACACGUACAAGCCGCACCACCACCACCACCAUCACCAGCACCAGCACCUCUACAGCAACAUGCACCAUCACCAGCGUAACCUAUCUGGAGCGUCCCCUUGUGCGCGCGGAGUGGCGGCGGGCAGCGGCAGCGGGCCGGGGAGCGUGGUGUCAGAGGCGGAUGUGUGGGGCCUGGAGGAGGAGAUGCGGCAGCUGGAGGCGGACAUGGCGCGCCUACAGGCGGACCCUGCGCGCCUGGCGCAACUGAGCGCGCAGGACAAGCACCGCGUGCACGCCGCGGCGGCGGAGAUCGAGAGCAUGCGCGCGUGCCUCACGCGCCGCUCGCCCUCGCUGCUCAUGUUUGAUGCGUCCCCUGGCGCGCGGCCUGUGGCAGGGGGGAGCUACCAUGGGGGUGGGGGUGCAGGGCUGGCGCUGGGAGUGGCGACGAAGAAGGGGGGGUUGUUGGUGGCUGGGGAUUUGGAUGGCAUGUGAGACAUGUGGAUGGCAUGUGAGACAUGUGGAUGGCAUGUGAGACAUGUGGAUGGCAUGUGAGUCAAGUGGAUGGCAUGUGAGACAAGUGGAUGGCAUGUGAGACAUGUGGAUGGCAUGUGAGACAAGUGGAUGGCAUGUGAGACAUGUGGAUGGCAUGUGAGACAUGUGGAUGGCAUGUGAGACAUGUGGAUGGCAUGUGAGACAUGUGGAUGGCAUGUGAGACAUGUGGAUGGCAUGUGAGACAUGUGGAUGGCAUGUGAGACAUGUGGAUGGCAUGUGAGACAUGUGGAUGGCAUGUGAGACAUGUGGAUGGCAUGUGAGACAUGUGGAUGGCAUGUGAGACAUGUGGAUGGCAUGUGAGACAUGUGGAUGGCAUGUGAGACAUGUGGAUGGCAUGUGAGACAUGUGGAUGGCAUGUGAGACAUGUGGAUGGCAUGUGAGACAUGUGGAUGGCAUGUGAGACAUGUGGAUGGCAUGUGAGACAUGUGGAUGGCAUGCGAGACAUGUGGAUGGCAUGCGAGACAUGUGGAUGGCCCCUGGAAUGGCGAUGCUUCAAAGCUGGUGCAGGAUAGUGAGGUACGGUAGGACACCACCAGUGCUGGUGGUACGGUAUAUGGCCAAGUUGAAGCAGGCUGUAGGCCGGUCCAGCCCGCGCCGCUGCCUGCUGGUCUUGUUGCUACUAUCGUGGAGGUAGGGGGGGAUUCCUAUACCGGUAAUUGAUUGUAUAGCGCACAACUAUUCUUGCAGUAGUAUUGUUGGUUUAGUGUUUCCUCUCCUCUCUGUCCGCCUCCAAUAAUAUACGGAAUACACAUGGGCU
Messenger RNA from Closterium sp. NIES-67, 3815 nucleotides. NCBI's taxonomy places the organism in Eukaryota, Viridiplantae, Streptophyta, Zygnematophyceae, Desmidiales, Closteriaceae. The record is from the annotation of a GenBank genome assembly.